GGCGGAGGCGGAGAAAUGCCGCUGAGGUGUGGGCUUCGCCCUCGGCCCACCGCGCGGUAGUCUCGGGCCAGGCGGCGGAAUCCUCCAUCCUGGCAUCUGCAGGGCUCGGGCAGUGCAGUUCCCGUCAGGGCGGCGGCCAUUGUCCGCUGUCAGCCCCCCGGCGCGUCAGGUGUGUCACAGAGCUGCAAGAUAAGCCUGGUUUUUCAUGACUGCUUUUUUUCCUGUUCUCGAUCUGCCUUCUCAGGACGCUACCCUUCUAUAAGACAAGAGGACCAUUUUGAGUAGGACAUUGCAAAGUCAUGUUUCAGGUGACAUUUAGUGAUGUGGCCAUAGACUUCUCUCAUGAAGAAUGGGAAUGGCUAGAUUCUACCCAGAGGGAUUUAUACAAGGAUGUGAUGGUCCAGAAUUAUGAGAACUUGGUCUCUCUAGCAGGUCUUUCUAUACCUAAGCCAUAUGUGAUCACUUUAUUGGAGGAUGGGAAAGAACCUUGGAUGGUGAAAAAAAAACUGUCAGAAGGUAUGUUUCCAGAUUGGGAAUCAACAUGGGAGAACAAGGAAUUAUUAACAAAGGAGGAUAUUUAUGAUGAAGAUUCUCCCCAAACGGUAAUAAUAGAAAAAGUGAUAAAACAAAGCUGUGGAUUUUCAAAUUUUAACAAAGACUGGGAGUAUAUAGAGAAGUUGGAGGGAAAGCAUGAAAAUCAGGUGGAACAUUUCAGACCAGUGACCCUCACCAUUAGAGAAACUUCCACUGGGGAAUGCGUUUACAAAUAUAAUACCUUCGGCAGCAUCUUCCAUUUAAAGUCUAUUCUUUCUGAACCACAGAGAAUUUCUGCUGAAGGGAAAUCACAUAAACAUGAUAUACUUAAGAAGAGCUUAACAAAAAAAACAGUUAUAAAAAAUGAGAAUAUCAGUGGUGGAAAGAAACUUUUGAAUUCUAAUGAAAAUGUGGCAGCCUUCAGUCAGAGCAAAUCUCUGACUCUUGAUCAGACUUACAAUAGAGAGAAAAUCUAUACAUGUAGUGAAUGUGGGAAGGCCUUUGGCAAACAAUCAAUCCUUAAUCGCCAUUGGAGAAUUCAUACAGGAGAGAAACCAUAUGAAUGUCUUGAAUGUGGAAAGACUUUUAGCCAUGGCUCAUCCCUUACUCGACAUCAGAUAAGUCACAGCGGAGAGAAACCUUACAAAUGUAUUGAAUGUGGAAAGGCCUUUAGCCAUGUCUCAUCACUUACUAAUCAUCAAAGCACUCAUACUGGAGAGAAACCAUAUGAAUGUAUGAACUGUGGAAAGGCUUUUAGUCGUGUUUCACAUCUCAUUGAACAUCUGAGAAUUCAUACUCAAGAGAAACUCUAUGAAUGUCGAAUAUGUGGGAAAGCCUUCAUUCAUAGGUCAUCUCUCAUUCACCAUCAGAAAAUUCAUACUGGAGAGAAACCUUAUGAAUGUAUUGAAUGUGGAAAAGCCUUCUGCUGUAGCUCACACCUUACUCGACAUCAAAGAAUUCACACUAUAGAGAAGCAAUUUGAAUGCAACAAAUGUCUGAAAGUCUUUAGUAGUCUCUCAUUUCUUACUCAGCAUCAGAGUAUUCAUACUGAAGAAAAACCCUUUGAAUGUCAAAAAUGCAGAAAAUCCUUUAGUCAGCCUGAAUCACUGAAUAUGCAUUUGAGAAAUCACACUAGAUUGAAACCUUAUGAAUGCAAUAUAUGUGGGAAAGCCUUCAGUCAUAGGUCAUCCCUGCUUCAACAUCACAGAAUUCAUACUGGAGAGAAACCCUAUGAAUGUAUGAAAUGUGGGAAGACCUUUAGCUGUAGUUCCAACCUUACUGUACAUCAGAGAAUUCAUACUGGAGAAAAGCCAUAUAAAUGUAAUGAAUGUGGGAAAGCUUUUAGCAAAGGCUCAAAUCUUACUGCCCACCAGAGAAUACAUAAUGGAGAUAAACCUAGUAGUGCAAUAAAUUUGGAAAGCCUUUAGGCCGUAUGAAUCACUGUACAUGUGAAAAAUCAUGCAAGAGAGAAACUAUGAAUGUGGUAUUAGUCAUAAUACACUUUAGCCAUAGAUCCUCCCUGACUGAACAUCAGAAAAUUUUUACUGGAGAAAAGUCUUACGAAUGUAAUAAAUGUGGGAAGGUGUUUAGCAGUUGGUACAAGCAUUGUCUGUCCCAGGUCACACUGUAGAGAGCCCAAAAGGGCAAUAAAUGUGGGAAAGCCUUUAGGCAGUAUUAAUCCCUUAACUGACAAGUAAAUCCACAUUGGAGAAAACCCCAUAUAUGUAAGAAAUAGGGAAAGACAUUAGGCAAUAUGAAUAUAAAAAUUGUGGGAAGUCCUUCAGUUAAAGUGCAUCCCUCAUUCUACAUCAAAACUCAACACUGGAGAGAGCUUAUUUAAGAAAUAUGGCAAAAUGUUCACUAAGAGUUCCUAUGUUGCUAGACAUCAGAUUGCUAGAACAGCCUGAGGGAUAGGAAUUAUGUGUAAAUCUUUGCAGUGACCCUAUUUUGUAAACAGUUCUACAGGAGGGCAAACAAGUGUAUUAUAAAUAAACAUGCAUUUCUUAA
Messenger RNA from Manis pentadactyla (Chinese pangolin), 2541 nucleotides. Its product is annotated as zinc finger protein 181. NCBI's taxonomy places the organism in Eukaryota, Metazoa, Chordata, Mammalia, Pholidota, Manidae. Gene Ontology annotation, biological process: negative regulation of transcription by RNA polymerase II. The coding region runs from base 300 to 1961 and encodes 553 amino acids. Gene Ontology annotation, molecular function: DNA-binding transcription repressor activity, RNA polymerase II-specific. The transcript is spliced from 5 exons. The record is from RefSeq and is a predicted model, not a curated record.